UUGUCGCGCGCAUGCGCGUUCGUUCUUGCGCGCAUCAGAUGAAAGAAUUCAGGAAAGUUCAGUCGCGCUUCAGUAACAAUACUCCGUUGAAUGAGUCCUUUACUUUCAGACGUCGUGUUCGGACUUUUCUGAAUCUCGGUUCUGCUGGAUAAACUCAGAAAUGGCAGACAAAGAAGUGUAUGAUGAUGCCGUAGAGGAGCGGGUAAUAAAUGAAGAAUACAAAAUAUGGAAGAAAAACACGCCUUUUCUCUACGACCUGGUCAUGACACAUGCGCUCGAAUGGCCAAGUUUAACGGUGCAGUGGUUGCCUGAUGUGAGCAGGCAGGAGGGAAAGGAUUAUGCAGUUCACAGACUGGUGCUGGGAACACACACUUCAGAUGAGCAGAACCACCUGGUCAUUGCCAGUGUUCAGAUUCCCAAUGAUGAUGCUCAGUUCGAUGCUUCUCACUACGACAGCGAAAAAGGAGAGUUUGGCGGAUUUGGGUCUGUGAGCGGAAAGAUUGAGAUCGAGAUCAAGAUCAAUCAUGAGGGUGAGGUGAACCGGGCGAGGUACAUGCCACAGAACCCCUGCAUAAUUGCCACCAAGACUCCUACAUCUGAUGUGCUAGUCUUUGACUACACUAAACACCCAUCCAAACCAGACCCUAGCGGUGAGUGCAGUCCAGACCUGAGACUGAGAGGUCAUCAGAAGGAAGGAUACGGUCUUUCCUGGAACCCCAACCUGAGCGGAAACUUGCUCAGUGCAUCAGACGAUCAUACAAUCUGUUUAUGGGAUAUCAGUGGAUCUCCUAAGGAAGGAAAGAUUAUAGAUGCCAAGACCAUCUUCACAGGCCACACUGCAGUAGUGGAGGACGUGUCCUGGCACCUUCUGCACGAGUCGCUUUUCGGCUCUGUUGCCGACGACCAGAAACUUAUGAUCUGGGACACAAGAUCCAACAACACGGCUAAGCCCAGUCACUCAGUGGACGCUCACACUGCUGAAGUCAACUGCUUGUCCUUUAAUCCCUACAGCGAGUUCAUCCUAGCCACCGGAUCUGCAGAUAAGACUGUGGCUUUGUGGGAUUUGCGCAACCUGAAGCUGAAGCUUCACUCCUUUGAGUCACACAAGGACGAAAUAUUCCAGGUUCAGUGGUCCCCUCAUAAUGAGACGAUCCUGGCCUCCAGUGGAACAGACAGGCGACUCAACGUCUGGGACCUGAGUAAAAUCGGAGAGGAACAGUCUGCUGAGGAUGCUGAAGAUGGACCUCCAGAACUGUUGUUUAUUCACGGCGGCCACACAGCGAAGAUUUCUGAUUUCUCCUGGAAUCCCAACGAGCCCUGGGUGAUCUGCUCUGUAUCCGAAGAUAACAUUAUGCAAGUUUGGCAAAUGGCCGAAAACAUCUACAAUGACGAGGAGCCAGACACUCCUGCCUCAGAGCUUGAGAGCCAGGCCUCAUAACAGCUUGAAACAUGUAAUAGCUGGUUCUUUUGUUACAAAUGUUCAUCCACUGAUGAUUCAGAUUAUUAAACAAAUGCAUUCAUGAACCUCAUUCAGAGGCCAAAAUACAAUUUAACCAGUUUCUCAACUGCUCUUUACUUUCUUGAUGUAUUACUCUGUCAAAUAUUUCCUAAAAAAGCAACAGUCAUGUCGGUUAGAUCACCGUGGGAGAAUGUUCUGAUGGAGAACAUUGAAAAUGCACUUGAAUGGAUUAUUGUUGUUGCUUUAUUUCCCCCAUGCAUGAGUGAAAGCAAGCAGUUUUCAUUCCUUUAUACUUUUUGUGCAUAAACCUGAUGUCAACUGCAAUAAACCUUUUGUAAUACC
Molecule: messenger RNA, 1801 nt
Organism: Tachysurus vachellii
Lineage: Eukaryota; Metazoa; Chordata; Actinopteri; Siluriformes; Bagridae
Gene: rbbp7
Product: retinoblastoma binding protein 4, like
Exons: 12
Coding region: 161-1438 (425 amino acids)
Biological process (GO): regulation of gene expression
Cellular component (GO): NuRD complex; nucleus; ESC/E(Z) complex
Molecular function (GO): histone binding
Source: RefSeq, a predicted model, not a curated record